AAUAAAAGUGUGGGGAACAAAUAACUGGGAAUCGCUUUCGACGCGCUUCUCUUCACGCCAACCAGCGCCGUACCUCAAAAUGCCAAUUAACACAUCUAUUCUAGAAACCAUCAACAUGAAUAUAAUUCAAAUUUCCACAUAAAGUUAUUAAAUCUUUCAGCGAAGGCAAAAUGGACGCUGACCCCCCGCGAACCCGCGCCAUCCGUCGCCGUCCGCCGCGGGCUUCUCGGGCGUGCGAGACUUGUCGGGUUCGGAAGACGAAGUGCGACCAAGCUCAACCAUGCUCUUAUUGUGCUUACCAUUGUCUCGAUUGUAUCUAUAGAAAUGGUGCAAAUCAGGACACGUCAACACCGGAAAAAAGACAGAGCCGUAUCAGGCAGAUUCAGCAAGGCAGGAGCAGUGAAAGUCGACCGUCGCCAUGGCCGGAAGCAAAUCAGAAUACUAAACCCCAAGAAAGAGAAAGACAGUCACGGUCUCCGGACACGUUUCUUGGAGAUUCACGCUCGCCGCGGAUAUCCCGUGGAGGUGAGAGUGGGAGUGGAUUGCAACGAAAUGCACCUACGCCAAUAACGCAUGGGACUGACCGCAAUGAGGAUUGUAUAGCCGAUACGCCGCUAUGCGACUCUGCAUCGAGAGAUGGUUUGAGCGGGAUAAAUAUGCAUACGAACGGGACUGAGUUUUACGGGAAUUCGUCGAAUUUGGCGUUUCUGGGUAAUUUGUAUGCGCGCGCGCGAAGGCAUGCAGGAAGAAGAACACCAAAUGUCUCCGGAGACAGGUAUUCAAAUGGUGAUUUCCAGUCAACGACUGGUCCAUCGCAGCCAUACACAGAGAAUACACAUAAGGACAGUACGAAAACUACGGAUAGAACACAGCUAUCGAUUGUCAACUUGCUGUACAACCCGAGCUAUCCAAGCCAUUCACCUUCACAGUCACCAUGGGAAUCCGAGAAAGACAGAGAUAAGACCGUCCAAACGGAUAACCCAGAAACACCAUCAAACAACAUAAUCCUAGGCAGCGGAAUAGCCCCCGUUAACCAACUACCUGCCGAAUCCCAACUCGAAAUCGAGAAGAUAUUCAUCAGCAGCUACUUCUCUAACAAACACCACAUCCACCCAAUGCUCUGCAAACAGUCAUUCCUCCGCCGCUGCGAACACGAAGCAUUCAACAUCCCCAGACGGCAUUCGUUUGCUCGUGGAUCUUCGAAAUUCGCGGGCUUAUACUUUGCCGUUGUCGCGUUGGGCGCCAUCAAUGCUAGUCCUGACGAGACGUCGCUGUUGGAUCAUUACUGCACGUACACGCCUGAUCCGAGAAAGCCAGGCGCAGGUGGUUGCUCGGCGUUGGAUUUUGCGAAUUACUAUUUUGGGGCUGCGAAGAGGGCUUUGGGGGAUGUGUUUGAGAGUUGUUCUUUGGAGAGUGCGCAGGCGCUUAUGCUUUUGAACGUGUUUUGUCAGAAUGCGUUGCGGCCUCAUAGCUGCUUUAUGUAUAGUGGGAUGGCUGUUAGGACGGCGGUGGCUAUUGGGUUGGCUUCUGGGAUGUCGGCUUUGCCGGCUAAUAUGCGGAAAGAGGGGAAACGAACGUGGUGGUGUAUAUAUUCCCAUGAAGUAGAAAUGUGCUGCUCCUCCGGCCGCCUAGACAGUAUGAAAGACCUCGACUACUACCAAGUCCCUCUUCCAACACUAAAGACAACACCAGGUCACUCCCAAGACCCCGACGCAGAAGACAACGACGUCUCCAUGAUCCCUGUAAUGGUAGCACUAGCGCAGAUCAUGACCGAAGCAUCACACCACUUGUACCACUCGAAUAAACGCAGUAUGCAUGAGAGAUCGCGUAUCGCGAUGGAUCUUGACACCAGAUUGUUGAGGUGGAAGGAUGAUUUGCCAGGGUUUUUGGAUGUUGAUGCGGCGUCGUUGAAUGAUCCGGAGUGGGCUUUUAAGCAGAAGUUGGUUUUGAGGUUGAGGUUUUAUAAUACGCGGAUUCUUAUACAUCGGCCGUUUUUGGUAGCGUCGACGUCGACAUCAACGUCGACAUCUACAGAACAAAUCCCCUACCUCAACCACAUCCACAUCUGCCUCACAGCCGCCAGAUCAAGCAUUCAAAUGCAAUAUGAAUCCUUUCUCCAUCGAAUCUACAUCCGAACUUGGUGGUACAACACAACCUACGCCCUCUACAGCUCCAUGAUCCUCCUGCACCUGAUUCUAGCAGGCGUCCCGGACAUCCCAGAGGAAGAAUUGUUGAAAGACGUCGAGAAGUCGUUGGAUAUAUUCGAGUCAAUGGGGGGUGUUGUUGUGGCGAGACGCUGCGCGGAGAUGAUAAGGGAGGUGUUGGAUGUUACAAGAGAGUGUCUGAGGAGGAGGGGGCCAUCAAUGGCCAGGCCGCAGUCUCAACAGCAGCUGCAGAUGCAGAUGCAGCCAACAUCGCCAUCUUCGAUUCUGGGAGCUGGGACUGGGCCACCUACAGCGAUGGCGAAUGAGUCCCCAGCACUACAGCAUCUACAUUACACCAACACCAACACCCUAGACAACAAUUACAACUUUCACUCGCAUCCGCAGACUUCAAUUACGGAUUUAUCACCCACGUCCCUCGACGAGAACUUCUUUUUCUCGUUAUUUGGACAGGAAUUCCAGCCUGAUACUAGGGCGGAGAUUCUCGCGAAUCUCGUUGAUCCGAUGAUUCUGGGGGAUUUUGCGUUUGGGGGUGGGAUGGAGUAGAUGUAUUUGCGGUGUUUUUUUGUGGAUGUAAUUAGGUUGUUUGAUAGAUACUACACAUUGGGGUUAGGAUGUCGGUUUCUAUUUAUAUUAAACCCAAUUGAUGCUAGAGUAGUAUUAUGCAAUCGUCUAUAUCGCGUAACGCAAGC
Aspergillus glaucus CBS 516.65 is the source of this 2854-nucleotide messenger RNA. Its product is annotated as Zn(II)2Cys6 transcription factor. Gene Ontology annotation, cellular component: nucleus. Gene Ontology annotation, molecular function: DNA-binding transcription factor activity, RNA polymerase II-specific; RNA polymerase II cis-regulatory region sequence-specific DNA binding; zinc ion binding. The coding region runs from base 171 to 2708 and encodes 845 amino acids. Gene Ontology annotation, biological process: DNA-templated transcription; positive regulation of transcription from RNA polymerase II promoter by galactose. The transcript has 12 exons. The record is from RefSeq and is a predicted model, not a curated record. NCBI's taxonomy places the organism in Eukaryota, Fungi, Ascomycota, Eurotiomycetes, Eurotiales, Aspergillaceae.